GCCAGCCGUGGGGGUGGAGCUCGGGCUUCUGCUCCUCUCCCCUCCGCCGGCUCCCCGCUCCCCGUCCGGGGGCCCGUGGAGAGCAAAUCCAUGCGCUCGGCCCUCCACUGCGCAGCUGCACUGGGCCCCGCCGGAGCGCGCGAGAAGCAGGCCGGGCCCGGCGGCGUCUCAUGGAUCCCCGAGCCGGCGGAGGAGGCGAGGGCCGCUAGCUCCCCCCGAGGCAGGCAGCUCCGCGGGGCUCAGGUCUGAGGGGGCGGCGGCGGCGGCGGCGGCUCUAGCGCGGGGCUCGGCGGCUACAGCUCCGCCCCCCGCGGCGGUGGUAUGGCCCCUUGGUGGAGCACAAAAGGGUCCCCAGGCUGGCGGUCGGCGCAGCUCCUGUUCCUCGUCUUCUCCUGCUGCGGAAAUGGUGCUCUUGCAGAACAUUCUGAAAAUGUGCAUAUUUCAGGAGUGUCAACUGCUUGUGGAGAUAGUCCAGAACAAAUUAGAACACCAAGUGGGGUAAUCACGAGUCCAGGCUGGCCUUUUGAAUAUCCUGCCAGAAUCAACUGUAGCUGGUAUAUCCAUGCAAACCCAGGGGAAAUCAUCACUAUAAGUUUUCAAGAUUUUGAUGUUCAGGGAUCACGACGAUGCAGUUCGGAUUGGUUAACAAUAGGAACCUACAAGAAUGUGGAAGGUUAUAGAGCAUGUGGCUCCUCCAUUCCAUUACCAUACAUCUCUUCACAAGACCAUGUUUGGAUCAGAUUUCAUUCGGAUGACACUAUCUCUAGGAAAGGCUUCAGACUGGCCUACUUUGCUGGAAAAUCUGAUGAACCAAGAUGUGAUUGUAACCAGUUUCAUUGUGCUAAUGGAAAAUGCAUUCCAGAAACUUGGAAAUGUAAUAACAUGGAUGAAUGUGGAGACAACUCUGAUGAAGAAAUCUGUGCCAUAGCUAAUCCUCCAACAGCUUCUUCCUUUCAACCUUGUGCUUACAACCAGUUUCAAUGUCUUUCUCGCUUCACCAAAGUUUACACCUGCCUUCCAGAAUCUUUAAAAUGUGAUGGAAACAUUGAUUGUCUUGACUUAGGAGAUGAAGUGGACUGUGAUGUGCCAACAUGUGGGCAAUGGUUAAAAUAUUUUUAUGGUACUUUCAAUUCUCCCAAUUACCCAGACUUUUAUCCUCCAGGAAGCAACUGCACCUGGCUAAUAGACACUGGUGAUCAUCGCAAAGUAAUUUUGCGCUUCACUGAUUUUAAACUUGAUGGUGCUGGUUAUGGAGACUAUGUCAAAAUAUAUGAUGGAUUAGAAGAAAAUCCACGCAAGCUUUUGCGUGUGUUAACUGCAUUUGACUCUCAUGCACCCCUUACAGUUGUUUCUUCUUCUGGGCAGAUAAGAGUGCAUUUUUGUGCUGACAAAGUAAACGUUGCAAGAGGAUUUAAUGCUACGUAUCAAGUAGAUGGCUUCUGUUUGCCAUGGGAAAUUCCAUGUGGUGGAAACUGGGGUUGCUACACAGAGCAACAGCGCUGUGAUGGCUAUUGGCAUUGCCCAAAUGGAAGGGAUGAAACCAAUUGCAGCGUGUGCCAAAAAGAAGAGUUUCCCUGCUCUCGAAAUGGUGUUUGCUAUCCUCGUUCAGAUCGCUGCAACUAUCAGAAUCAUUGCCCUAAUGGUUCAGAUGAGAAGAAUUGCUUCUUUUGCCAACCUGGAAAUUUUCACUGUAAAAAUAAUCGCUGUGUGUUUGAGAGCUGGGUAUGUGAUUCUCAAGAUGACUGUGGUGAUGGUAGUGAUGAAGAGAAUUGCCCGGUCAUUGUACCCACCAGAGUAAUAACAGCAGCUGUCAUUGGGAGCCUUAUCUGUGGAUUGCUGCUUGUCAUUGCACUGGGAUGUACUUGUAAGCUGUACUCACUGAGGAUGUUUGAACGAAGAUCAUUUGAAACACAAUUGUCAAGGGUUGAAGCUGAGUUGUUAAGAAGAGAAGCUCCUCCAUCUUAUGGACAGUUAAUUGCUCAAGGCUUAAUUCCACCGGUUGAAGAUUUUCCUGUUUGUUCACCAAACCAGGCUUCAGUUUUGGAAAACCUGAGACUAGCAGUGCGAUCUCAGCUUGGAUUUACCUCAAUCAGACUUCCGAUUGCUGGCAGGUCAAGUAACAUUUGGAAUCGAAUUUUUAAUUUUGCAAGGUCCCGUCAUUCUGGAUCACUGGCAGUAGUCUCAGCAGAUGGAGAUGAUGUUGUUGCUAGUCAGAGUACUAGCAGAGAAGCUGAAAGAAAUAAUACUCACAGAAGUCUAUUUUCAGUUGAAUCUGAUGACACAGACACAGAAAAUGAAAGAAGAGACACAGCAGGAGCAGUUGGUGGUGUUGCUGCCACUUUGCCUCAAAAAAUUCCACCUGCAACAGCAAUAGAAGCAACAGUAGGAGCGUGUGGAAGUUCCUCAGCUCAGAAUACCAGUGGCGGUAAUACAGAUAAUGGAAGAGAAAUGACAAGUGUAGAACCCCCAAGUGCAAGUCCAGCACGCCACCAGCUCACCAGUGCACUAAGUCGUAUGACUCAAGGAUUACGUUGGGUACGCUUUACUUUAGGGAGAUCAAGCUCAGUAAAUCAGAACCAAAGUCCUUUAAGACAGCUUGAUAAUGGUGUAAGUGGAAGAGAUGAAGAUGACGAUGUUGAAAUGUUAAUUCCAGUUUCUGAUGUAGCAUCAGACUUUGAUAUGAAUGACUGUUCAAGACCUCUGCUUGAUCUCUCCUCAGAUCAAAGACAAGGGCUUAGGCAGCCUUACAGUGCAAUGCAUCAUGGAGUAAGGUCAUGUAAACGAGAUGGCCCAUGUGAGCGCUGUGGUAUUGUACACACUGCCCAGAUACCCGACACUUGCUUAGAAGCAGCACUGAAAAAUGAAACUAGUGACGAUGAGGCAUUGUUACUUUGUUAGGUACGGAUUGAAUAGGGGAGAUUGAAUACAAGUUGGAGCAAUAUCAGUCAUUGUUUUGUACUUCAUAGAUAAGAAAGCUAGAUUCUAGUUUUAAAAAGUCCAGGGUAAAAUCAUGUGAUUAACAUGUUUUUGCCUGUGUGGUUGAAUAAACAUUUCUUAUACUGGGUAAUUCUGGACUACUAAAGUAAACGUUUUAAUGACUCGGAAUAAAUGUAUCCAGUAUAAAUGAGUUACUCUUUAAGUAACCAGGGUUCAUCCAGUUAGUUUCAAAUUAGUUUAUCCUGGUACUGUAGUUCACAAUAGAAACAUGGCUACUCAAGACUUACUGACUGCCUGUUUGUUUACUCCAUAUUAACAGGUUAAUUUGUAUAGAAUUUUUCCUUUGGAAAUUGAAUCCAUUGUAUUAUUGCCAACAUACUUGUAACUUAAUAUACUAAAUGCUGGUAAGGAUUGUUAAUGUAAAAAUGUGUAUUUUUCCUUUUGAGGUUUAUAUAACAUUUUGUCUAAAUAUUCUUGAAUUACAUCAUGUGAACUUUUUCAAAGGGAGAGACUUUCACCAUAACAUUUUUUUCUUUCAAAAGUUCAAAAUACAGUGAUGUAUCAAAUUUAGAUAUAAUUAGAUAAACUGAUGGCAAAAGCCCUUUUACAGUCUUUAUAACAUUGGAAUCUGACAUUUAAUAAAUUGCAGUCCAAUAUGGUACAACUCUGUAGGAUAUAAAAUCCCAGGUCAUUCGUUAUCUCAGUUUGAGGACAAAAAAUCAAAUAACUGAAGAUGUUACAAUAUGCAUUCUUAAAAAUAUCUGAUGUAGGUACAUUACUAAACAGGAUACAUUCCAACUAGUAAUAGAUCUUUCCCUAGUAAUAUAGGUAUAAAGCUUAUUUGGAUUCAAGGGAUUUGCACUAAAAUCAUAUUGAGGUCUCUAAUGAGCUUAGUGCACAAGCACUAUCACUUUAAGUACUAUUCUCUAAUAUUGCAAUUGCUAUAUAUUUCCAUGGCUCUUUUCUUGGGGAGUUGCAUUUUGUUACAAUUGAAUUUCCUUGACUAAAUCCCUAUUUAUUCAUUGUAUUUAAAAAAAAAUUGAUUUACUUGGUUUCAGACUGGUUGUUCAAAAAAAAAAAAAAAAAACAAAAAAAAAUCUCUUCAGUAUAUCCAUGUAAUUUUUUUUUUUGGUAAUAUUACAAGUUGGAGCAAAACAGAUCAGUGAAAAAAUUGUUUAUAAUUUCCAAUUUUGUGAUAAGCAGGUAAAUGUGUGGCAACUAGCGUGAUAACAGGAAUCUACAUCUUUUAAAAACAAAAACAAAAAAAAUUGUCUACUGUCUUAUUUAUUCUUUGCCAGUCUGUUUUGAGUAGGCUUAGUGAUUCAGUAUGAAAAAUGUAUUUGUGUGUGACUGUAUGCUAUUUAUUAAAUUUUAAAUACUUUGCUGAAUGUCAUUUUAAAGCAUGUUUAAAGUCUUGUGUAUUUCUGUCAUGUUAUGCUGUCAGGCAGAACUGACUAAAGUUUUAAUAUGUAUCAAAAUUAAAAAGAAUUUUUUUUUAUGUUUUGAGGUACUUUUUAAAGAUAAAAACAA
This is a messenger RNA of Dermochelys coriacea (leatherback sea turtle), 4467 nucleotides long. It is a transcript of the gene LRP12, whose product is annotated as LDL receptor related protein 12. Gene Ontology annotation, cellular component: microtubule; cilium. Gene Ontology annotation, biological process: cilium assembly. The record is from RefSeq and is a predicted model, not a curated record. NCBI's taxonomy places the organism in Eukaryota, Metazoa, Chordata, Testudines, Dermochelyidae. Gene Ontology annotation, molecular function: microtubule binding. The transcript is spliced from 7 exons. Bases 322 to 2898 code for a protein of 858 amino acids.